Molecule: messenger RNA, 2745 nt
Organism: Aspergillus versicolor CBS 583.65
Lineage: Eukaryota; Fungi; Ascomycota; Eurotiomycetes; Eurotiales; Aspergillaceae
Product: putative nucleosome remodeling complex ATPase subunit (Snf2h)
Exons: 5
Coding region: 1-2745 (914 amino acids)
Biological process (GO): positive regulation of transcription by RNA polymerase II
Cellular component (GO): nucleus
Molecular function (GO): DNA binding; ATP-dependent chromatin remodeler activity; ATP binding
Source: RefSeq, a predicted model, not a curated record
AUGAUUCGGCUCCCGGUAGCCCGCGGACCUGGUUUGAGACCCCGCCUAGUUCACCGUCUAGGUUUACAGCGGGAUCAGAGAUUACAACUCCGGGGAGUAUUGGUAGGAUCUAAAUCUGCUCUCACCAAGACUCUGACUAACCUGGAUAUAUUAGGAGUGGACGAAUAUUGUAUCUCUCCCUUUAAUUCUUCUUUCACCGAGACCCAGCUCUACUCGCCUCCUCGGGCUGGACGAUGGCAGGCCACCAGGCCAAAGCAGCCGCAGGAUAACUCUGCCUCCGGUAUCCAGAAAAGAAGAAAAGCAUUCCUUGAUCAUAUCCGGGAUGUCAUUCUGCCACUGCUGAGUGAAAACAACGUCUUCGAUCAUCAGUCUGAGGAAGAUAUUACCGGCGAUGUCGAAGUCAGACCUUACUCGUCAGUUGGUUUGCAGCCGGCCGGUCUUCAAGGUAGCCUUAAACCUUACCAACUGGAAGGACUAUCCUGGCUAUUGUAUCUCCGUCGUAACGGCAUCGGUGGUAUUCUUGCCGACGAUAUGGGCUUGGGCAAGACUCUGCAAACCCUUUCUUUAUUUCAGUACGUUAAAGACAAAGAGCGGGGAGAACACAAGUUCCUAGUUGUCUGCCCACUAAGUGUUUUGGAUACUUGGAUGUCCGAGAUUUCUAAGUGGAGCACCGGGUUUACACCAUUGGCAUAUCAUGGAACGAGCCAUGAUAGACAAAACCUGAGAGAAACUUUCAGCCAGCCAGAAGGUGAUCCCGCAAACAUUGUCGUUACGUCUUACGAGACCGUCUGUAACGACUUGCUGUUCUUCAAGAAAACGACUUGGGCUUAUGUUGUCCUAGAUGAAGGACAUCGCAUCAAGAAUAGUAAAUCUAAGAGAACGCAAGGAAUCUACAAGCUUCGAACAGACUAUAAGCUUGUACUAACUGGCACUCCAAUACAGAACGACCUGACUGAGCUCUGGUCUAUUUUACACUGGCUCUACCCAGACGUUUUCGUUCCUUCGACAGCGGAACGGUUUGAAGACUCGUUUUCUCUAAAAGAGGGGAGGUUUAACAGCAGCUUUGUUGCCAACGUUACACGCUUCUUGAAGAUAGUUAUGUUACGGAGAACGAAAACAUCUCCGGAGAUUGGCCUGGACAUUCCGACCAAGAAGGAAAGUAUCCUCUCUGUGCCACUGACAGAAUUCCAGCUUGGCUGGUAUCAUAAAAUCCUCACAGGGGUGGAGAAAUCGAUUCUCCUGGGCGAAAGCUCACCUAAUUUUGAAAACUUCGUAGACCUAACGACAGAUGAGUGGGAGCGUCCUGGGGCUGGGAAUGCUAAACGCAAAAGCCGCAUUACUACCAACACCUUGAUGGAAUUAAGGAAGUGCUCAAUUCACCCCUACCUUCUGGUCGAUGCAAUCCCUGAAGAGUGCGAAGAUGGAAGACAUCUCAUUGAGAGCUCCGGGAAGUUUAUCAUCCUCGAAAGGAUGAUUCGUCAGUUUGUCAUUGUCGAGCAGAGAAAAAUCAUCAUCUUUUCGGGUUUCGACCAAGCUUUAAAUCUGUGUGAAGAUGUUCUGGGUAUGGAAGAAUUCAAAUCAUUCAAACAUGUCCGGCUGGACGGCAGUACUUCUGCCCCAUGGAGGAACCUGUCCGUUUUCCUAUUCCAAAAUGAUCCCCGUUACAAAGUGUUCCUUCUGUCAACUCGAGCUGGCGGAGAGGGUUUGAAUUUAAUCAGUGCAUCAACCGUCAUCUUUCUUGAUGAUGACUGGAAUCCUCAAGUGAUGCGGCAGGCUGAAUCAAGAGUUCAUCGUAUUGGGCAAACCGAGCCAGUCAAUAUUAUUCGUCUUCACUCGAAGGGGACUGUUGAAGAUCAAAUACGCCGACGCCUAGCGAAAAAGGCGUACCUAGCCGAUAGAGUGAUGGAGGGUCUGGGCAACGACAUAUAUCACCCAAUCGACAUUGAUGAGACUUCAGAGUGUGAAAUUUCCUUAAUGCCAAAUAGCGCAAUAGUCCCGCGUGCGUUCGGUGCUACAGAAUUGGCGAAUUUAGAUCUCGAUUCCAUUAUGGACUCGUGUGCUCUUGACGAAAUCAAUGUGCAAGAGAUGUCAUUUUCUGAAAAGAAAGCACGGCUUGAAAGACCGGAAUCGGUGAAGACGAAUAUUUUCAACGGACAGAAGGUUGACACAAGUUCAAGGCGGUUCUCUGUCUAUGAAGACACCAUUCUUGAAGUGUCGAGGGCCUCACGCCGUAUUGGCAAGUCCCGGGUCGUGAUGAUAGGCGAGUGGGAAGUCUCAAAGGAGAGCAUAAUGUCUGUGACGAGCCCUACCAGGGCAACAUUUCCCAAGAUUGGACGAAAAGUAAAGAAAGAGAAUGAGACUGGCUGUUUUAUAUGCAACCGCCGUAAUCCGAUCAACUGCGAAAUCUGUACGCGAUCUUUCCACGAGCGAUGCCUUGACCGCAACGACUAUUGUUACAAUCUGAAGGGGACAAGAAUGAUAUGUCCUCAUCACUAUUGUUGUGACUGUGGGAAAUCUGCCACCCAGGCAGGUGGACUACUGUUCGGGUGUCUGAAAUGCCCACGGGCAUAUUGUGAAAACUGCUUGGAUUGGAAUAGCACAAGGUUCGUCGGGGGCAAUCCCGAAGCAGAGGCCCGGGGCUACUCGCCUCGAAACGCAUUUUUCAUCGAGUGUGGUGCUUGCGCAUCCGGAAGGAGGUCUUUGGGUACAGAGGUGGAGUUGAAGAAGCGCGCCAGGCGCUGCUGA